This is a messenger RNA of Culex pipiens pallens (northern house mosquito), 1991 nucleotides long. RefSeq lists its product as uncharacterized. The record is from RefSeq and is a predicted model, not a curated record. NCBI's taxonomy places the organism in Eukaryota, Metazoa, Arthropoda, Insecta, Diptera, Culicidae. The transcript is spliced from 4 exons. Gene Ontology annotation, cellular component: chitin-based extracellular matrix. Gene Ontology annotation, molecular function: structural constituent of chitin-based larval cuticle. The coding region runs from base 232 to 1890 and encodes 552 amino acids.
UAGCCAGUGGGAAAAUGUAUAAAAAGACCUGAGUUACGGCCGGUUCGAAUCAGUUUUGAGUUGAAUUUUGACCGGUAAAAACGGAAAUCGAGCGCGGGUUUUUCGAGGGUGUUGAAACGAAGUUUCGUGUACAAUAGUGCGUGAAUAUCAGAACGAAUUCAAAAAGGACUUUUAUGGACUCUAGUGAAUAAUUUGUGUGCGCGCGCAACUGCAGGACCCCCUUCAAGGAUCAUGAAACUACUGUUGGCCACCGGGGUGGCCCUGUUGAGUUUCUUGUCCGUCAAAUCGGACCAAUCGGACUUCAACCACAUCAACUCGGAUGGAUCGUUCAGCUUUGGUUUGAAAAACUCCGAAACUGUCGGAGGUCACUACCACACGGCCAGUGGCAACCCGAAAACCAUCGUUCGGGGCAGAUUCGGAAGUCGUCAGCCGGACACGGGCCGCGUUGAGGAAACGGUCUACACGGCUGGUCCACGGGGCUUCCGCGCCCGUGGCCCCAAGAUCCACCGCAAGCAGAACCUCUCGCAGGUCCCACGCGGUCCGAUAGGCACCCCCGAGGACCCGCAGGCCGAUCCGUACGACGAUCCGAGCUACGACUUCCAGUUCAAGACGCGCAACUAUCAACGCCGCGAGGGAGCGGAUAGCAACGGUCGCGUGAACGGGCUCUACACCUACGUGGACGAUGUUGGCGAGAAGCACUCGGUGCGCUACUCCGCCGGAUCGGGAACCGGCUUCGAGGUGGCCAACCCCGUACCGGAUGCACCCAACACGAUAGCGUACGAGAGCCCGCUGUACAAGACGCACAAACAGGUCCGCGGCAAGGUGGCGUUCGAGAGUGGACCCAGCGGUUCCGGGCAGUACAAGUUACUGUCGGUAGGUCCGGAUCAGCGGCGCUCGGAGACAACGGGUCCGGAUGGAGUGACGCGAGGUUCUUACUCUUAUCUAGAUGACAAGGGAGUUCAACGAACUGUGCAGUAUAUUGCUGGAGCAGGCAUUGGGUACAAAGUGGUUCAGAGCACGACCGGAGCCGGAAGUCAUCUGUUGGCGCAACCUGCUACCAAUUUUGGGAUCGCACACGUCGAGCAGAGCGAGGUAGCUGAUAAUAACAACCCGAGCUACAAUACGGCACCGUCAGGACCAGGGACGUUUCCUACAUCGAGCGAUCGACCGACGGCAGCAGGGUUUGAUGGGGCACGACCAUCGGGGUCGGGAGGUUCUUACGACGGAUCGAGACCUACUGGAAGCGGAUACGACGGUGCCAAACCAGAUCGUGAUGGAUACGACAGUGGAAGACCAACGGGGCCAUCAUUUGACGAUGAUUUCGAUCGUAAGAGACCAUCUCCAUCAGGAAGCAAGACCCCUCCCUCGAGCAGCACGGAUCGUCCAGAAUCUACGGAGAACAAAGUGCGAUUUCCCGACGACGAUUCCGAAUAUGGAUCAAAGCCCGCAGAUGACAGUAUCAUUGGGCUGGUCCCACCCAAGUACGACUUCGAUCCUACCGAAGACCCACCCCUCUCGGGACCGUUCGAUAUCAGCAUAUCAAGUGGACCUUCCGGCCCGUCCGGACCAGGAUAUCCCAACUUUGACGAGUCCGCGCCCGGUGCUUUCAACUCCAACGAUUUCGCCAACUACCCUGAGGUCUCCUACGACCGGAAGAAGCUGGAAGAGGACAGGAAAAAGGAUUGGCGCGAGUUCGCCAAAGAUUCAACGAUCAUCAAGAACGUCGGCGAUUGGUACGUGGGACUGGCGCCGGGAGCCUCCGUACGGGCCCACAUCCAGAACAUCGACCUGCUGCCUUACGGAGGUCGUGCUCCCUCGCCCAGCGAAGCCCUUCGAAGAGAUACCCAAUCGAAACCAAAGCAACGAUCGUACGAACGGAGGCGGAGAUGAUUUUACAACCUUACUUCCUAGCUAGUUUUAAGAAGCCGUGAAUAUUUUCGAACAAGUACCAAAAUAUAGCAAUGUAAAUAAAUUAUUUCCUUCCCCAAAAA